UAGACGAGGAAGUGGUCUGGCGAUGCUCGUUAUUUGUUAGUAGAGAUCACGCGGGUCCCGGCGCCUAAUCAGACGCACUUACGGAGCGAGGGACAGAACACAAAACUUUUGUAAGAAGGCCUGGGAGAGGGUGUGUAUAUACAUGCGUCUGUUCAUGUGAGAUACUGGACGGAAGGGAGGGCGAGUGAGUAAUUGAGUGAACGAGGAAUACACAAGGAAACGAGCCGUCUCACUGGCAUAACGCAUGUGAAAGACAAUGCCCACUAACUUCACGGUGGUGCCAGUGGAGGACGGUACAUCCAGUCCAGAUUAUGAUGGUAGAAUCUCAGCGGAGGAUAAUAAGUCCAGCGGUUUGCCCGGACCUUACUCGGGUGAUGAAACACGUGGGGAAGACAGUCCCUUCAUCAGUGACCGUGACUGGAGCAGUGAUAGGAAGAACAUGGCCCUCUUUGAGGAAGAAAUGGACAGCACUCCAAUGGUGUCAUCCCUUCUUAACAAACUGGCCAAUUACACCAACCUGACUCAGGGUGUUGCUGACCACGAGGAAGCUGAGAGUGAGGAUGGGAUUAAGAGGGUUACGGUCAAGGGUCCUCAGAUGGGCACAUUUAUAGGGGUCUACCUCCCCUGUGUGCAGAGUAUCCUGGGCGUGAUUUUGUUCCUGCGUCUCACUUGGAUCGUGGGCACAGCUGGCAUCAUGGGUUCCUUUGCCAUGGUCUUUAUGUGCUGUGCUUGUACUUUACUGACCGCAAUAUCUAUGAGUGCCAUUGCAACUAAUGGUAUGGUACCAGCUGGUGGCUCAUAUUACAUGAUCUCCAGGGCACUGGGUCCAGAGUUUGGAGGAGCUGUUGGGUUAUGCUUCUACCUGGGUACAACCUUUGCUGGAUCAUUGUAUAUACUGGGUACCAUAGAGAUUUUCCUGAUGUACAUAAUGCCGAAUGCAGAGGUGUUUGAGACACGGGAGCAUAAUAUGCGAUUGUAUGGGACCUGCUGCUUGGCUUCCAUGGUCCUGGUGGUGUUCGUUGGGGUGAAGUAUGUGAAUAAACUGGCCCUGGUCUUCCUUUCCUGUGUAAUUCUGUCCAUAAUGGCCAUCUAUGCUGGAGUCAUCAGAACAGCUAUCCAGCCUCCAGAUGUCCAGAUCUGUAUGCUGGGUGACCGCCUCCUAGGAAAUCAAAACUUUAAGUGUGUAAAGACAGAAGUCAUUGACAAUAUAACCUACCCAACCAAGCUGAGGGAGCUGUUCUGUGAUGGGCCUUUCCUCAAUGCAACAUGUGAUGAGUACUUUAUUCAGAACAACGUGACUGAGAUGAAGGGAAUCCCAGGCCUGCUUAGUGGAGUCAUCUCACAUAAUCUGUGGGGAAAUUAUGGUCCCUUUGGGUCGCUGGUUGAGAUGAGACAGCAGUCAGAAGCAUUGCAGGAUUAUUCUAAUGUCAACAGGCCCUAUGUCUUAAACGACAUCACUACCUACUUCACCCUGAUGGUGGGCAUCUUCUUCCCCUCAGUGACAGGGAUCAUGGCAGGAUCAAACCGUUCUGGAGAUCUGAGAGAUCCUCAGAGAUCUAUCCCCACUGGCACUAUUCUUGCCAUUAUUACCACUUCAAUCACCUAUAUGUCCUUUGUGGUGCUGUUUGGUGCUUGUAUUGAGGGCGUGUUACUACGAGACAAGUUUGGGUACUCUGUGAACCGGAUUCCUGUGUUGGGCAUUCUGGCAUGGCCCUCACCGUGGAUAAUUGUGAUAGGCUCUUUCUUUUCUUGUUGUGGGGCAGGCUUACAAAGCCUCACUGGUGCUCCCCGGCUGCUGCAAGCCAUUGCACAUGAUGGAAUUGUGCCAUUCCUACAGGUGUUUGGUCACAGUAAAUUCAAUGGUGAGCCUACCUGGGCUUUACUUCUGACUGCAGUAAUCUGUGAGAUUGGAGUUCUAAUUGCCUCUAUAGAUGCUGUUGCACCCAUCCUUUCAAUGUUUUUCUUGAUGUGUUACUUGUUUGUCAACUUGGCCUGUGCUAUCCAAACUCUACUGGGCACUCCAAACUGGAGACCAAGGUUUAAGUUCUACCACUGGAGUCUUUCCUUCCUGGGAAUGAGCCUUUGUCUCGCUCUUAUGUUUGUUUCAUCCUGGUAUCAUGCACUGAUUGCAGUGGUGAUUGCUGGAUGCAUAUACAAGUACAUUGAAUACAGGGGGGCAGAGAAGGAAUGGGGUGAUGGAAUCAGAGGCCUGUCCCUAAACGCUGCACGCUAUGCUCUCCUCAAGCUAGAAGAAGCACCACCCCACACCAAGAACUGGAGGCCCCAGCUGCUUGUGCUCUUGAGUCUAGACUCUGACUUGGCAGUGAAGCACCCCCGGCUGCUAUCUUUCACAUCGCAACUGAAGGCUGGGAAAGGCCUGACCAUCAUCUGUUCCGUGCUGCAGGGGACCUAUAUGCUGCGGGGUACUGAGGCAAAGCGUGCUGAAAGGAGCAUGAAGACAUCUAUGGCUGUAGAAAAAACAAAGGGCUUCUGUCAUGUCGUUGUGUGCUCUAACCUGAGAGAUGGCUUCUCUAAUCUGAUCCAGUCAGCUGGCCUGGGUGGCAUGAAGCACAACACCGUCCUGAUAGCUUGGCCCAAUAACUGGAGGCAAGCUGAGGACACCCUCACCUGGAAGAACUUCAUAGAGACAGUGAGAGAAACCACAGCUGCACAUCAGGCCCUGCUUGUGGCAAAGAACAUAGACCAUUUUCCAAGCAAUGCAGAGCGAUUGGCUGAGGGCACCAUUGAUGUCUGGUGGAUUGUUCAUGAUGGAGGCCUGCUCAUGCUGCUGCCCUUCUUACUCCGCCAGCACAAGGUCUGGAAAAAGUGUAAGAUGCGUAUUUUCACUGUGGCUCAUCUGGAUGAUAACAGCAUUCAGAUGAAGAAUGACCUGCAGGUAUUCCUGUACCAGCUACGCUUGGACGCUGAAGUGGAAGUGGUGGAGAUGCAUGAGCGUGAUAUCUCAGCCUUCACCUAUGAGAAGACCCUGGUGAUGGAGCAGCGCUGUCUGUUGUUGAAGCAGAUGCAGUUGUCCAGAACAGAGAGGGAAAGGGAGAUUCAAAGCAUUACUGAUGAGUCCAGGAGCUCCAUUAAGAGAAAGACCCCAACGAAGGACCCUUCUUCCAAUAGUUUGCAUGUACCUAGCAUAGAGGCCCUGGAGCAAGAGGGUCAUGUGUUUCAUCAAAGAGGCACCAAGACACCUGCCCGCCACCGUGAAAGGAAUAGCCCUGCCUCUGACCAAGUGCACAUGACUUGGACUAAAGACAAGUUGGCCACAGAGAGGAACCGUCUACGUGAGGCUAGCGCAGGUGUAAAAGACCUCUUCAGUAUGAAGCCCGAGUGGGAGAAUCUAAACCAGUCCAAUGUGAGAAGAAUGCACACUGCAGUCAAAUUGAAUGAAGCUGUGGUCAACAAAUCCCAGGGGGCUCAUCUCGUCUUGCUGAAUAUGCCUGGGCCACCUAAAAACAAGGAUGGUGAUGAGAACUAUAUGGAAUUUUUAGAAGUUUUAAUGGAGGGCUUGGACCAGGUCUUGCUUGUUAGAGGUGGCGGUAGAGAGGUCAUCACGAUCUAUUCUUAACCCCGGAGAAGGACUGGUUCUAUAGACAACCUAGAUGCAUGGUUGAAUACUCAGGGUAUGAAAAAAUAGGAAAUUUUUCAUCUGUUAGGGAUUGGUUAAUUGGCUACUACUUUUAGCCAAAUUGCCAGAUCAUUUAGAGAUGCAUCAGUUGGUCAAAUGGUUAACCAUUGCAGAUGGUACCAACAUUGUUUUAACCAUACAUGUACGUUAUUUCCAUUAGUCUACCUUGAUAUACAAUUAUCAUAUGUAUAUACAUUUUGGUAGGUAAUAUACACUGAACUUGUAUUACCAUAACUUAUAUGAUCUGUCUUCAACACUAAGGGCAGGAAUCUCAUUUAUUAUGACCACUUGACUGCAAUGAGUGCAUACAACAGAACAUGAAGGAUGGAAGUUGAGAAUGUAGCUGCUGAUAACUCCUGAUAAUGUAACCCUAACUUCAGAUCUAUGAGGCCCACUUACCUCAUGCAAGACAGUUGGUGGACCGUUCUGCUUUUGUUUGUUUUUAUCUACAUCUUUUCAUAUGCACAGAGUUGCAGUAAAAAUAAUUUUUGGGUCUAGAAAAAAUAAGGAGAUAUGAGGAGCCAACAAAUGGCAUAUUUGUGAUUUUAAUAUUUCUUAUAUUUUCUUCUCAUCUCAAUAUGCUGUUAAUGAAUAUAGCUGUCUGCUUCAGACAGGAAACUUAGCAACAGCUGAAAUACUAAUUUGUUCUUAUUUUAUUCAGUACCCAAGAGCAGGCUUUUCAUAAGUCACUGUGUAUUUUCAUUUCUUUUUGCCAAAGGGACUAUGACAUUUCAAUGAGACCUUUGCCAAAUAACAGUUUCUUUGCCAAAUGAUUGCAAAAUUGGCCCAGAUUCUCCAGCGUGUUAGCUCCCUAUCCAAUAGAAAUGCAGAAACAAAAGGCAUUUUAAAAUGACCAACAGCCCUUAAUAAAACAUACUGAUUAGACAAUGUCAUUGUCAUGGCAAUGUCCUGAUAACACCGUCUGUGGUUUAGAAAAAAUGUUUUCAUAAAUGUUUGUAUCUAAUUUUAUAUAUCUUAUGGGUUUUAUAAUGUUUGCAAGUAAACAUAGACAUUACCACAUAUAUGAUAGGUGAUAAUAGAAGGAAAGUGUUGUUGCAAUGUGAUUUUCUUUGAAGAAGAAGGAUUUCCCCUACAAUUCACUUCAUAUUUGUGAAUAACAUGGUCUAACUCUGACCUUUUCUUCAUGUAGACUUAAAUCUUUUUUUGUUUGUCAUUUAUUCUAAUAGGACAUAAAUAAUAGUUUUCUUGCUUUUUGGGGACAAAGUAUAUAAAUACUUGCCAAACAUUCUGAUAAAUCAAAGGUUUACCAAAAUAUAUUUGUUUUAAUGGGCCUAAUAAUAUAUUGAUCUCUCUUUGCUGGAUCAUGCAAGUGUAAAGCUGACUGCUUAAACCCUGGUAGUUUAACUCUGUGGGUUCUUGCAUGCCAAAGAAGAGUGAUGAGCUAUAAUUGUCUGCAUGUGCUUUGCAGUGCUCUUCCCAUGCUCAAUUGCAAUGAUUGAACAAGGUUCCAAUGCAUAUCCUAUGGAUAAUAUCA
This is a messenger RNA of Electrophorus electricus (electric eel), 5132 nucleotides long. Its product is annotated as solute carrier family 12 member 7-like. Gene Ontology annotation, biological process: potassium ion homeostasis; potassium ion import across plasma membrane; chemical synaptic transmission. Gene Ontology annotation, cellular component: plasma membrane. NCBI's taxonomy places the organism in Eukaryota, Metazoa, Chordata, Actinopteri, Gymnotiformes, Gymnotidae. Gene Ontology annotation, molecular function: potassium:chloride symporter activity. The record is from RefSeq and is a predicted model, not a curated record.